AAUACAACCUUUGCCCGAACUACAUUUUAAAUGUUGUUUACAUUAAAAUAAAAGUGUGUUGUUUUUUUUUUCGGGUUGAGUACUGCUGUGACAUUUGACGUAAUUUUAGGUUGCGUUAACUGUAGCAUGAAUGACAGCCGAAGUGGGAAUGGCAGGCCCUUCUGAAUUGAACACGGAUUCCAGUGGCAGGGUGAAGGGAGUAACUAUCGUAAAACCAGUUAUAUACGGCAAUAUUGCGCGCUAUUUUGGCAAAAAGCGAGAAGAAGAUGGCCAUACACAUCAGUGGACAGUUUACGUCAAACCGUAUAAUAACGAGGAUAUGUCAACUUACGUAAAAAAAGUACAUUUUAAACUCCACGAUAGCUACGCGGAGCCGAAUAGAGUUGUUCUCAAACCACCCUAUGAAGUUACAGAAACUGGUUGGGGAGAGUUUGAAAUAGUAAUCAAGAUCUAUUUCCACGACCCUAAUGAAAGACCGACUGUUACUUUGUAUCACAUCCUGAAGCUCUUCCAGUCAGGGCCUGAUGCGAUGUUGGGAAAAAAGAUGUUAGUUUCUGAAUUCUAUGAGGAAAUAGUCUUCCAAGAUCCAACUGUUCUUAUGCAGAGCCUUCUCACAAAUACAAGACAGCUUACUAUAGGACCUUGGAAGCAUGAGACUGAUUUUGAAGAAAAAAAAGAGAAAACCUUGCAGAAUAUCUUAAAUGCAAAGCUGAAAAUACGCCAAGAAAUAAACGAUUUAAAGGAUCGUUUGAAAUUAGCAAAGGAAACAAUUGCAAAAUUUAAGAAUGAAAUUGCGAAGCUACAAACAGGCCCACCGGUUAUCCCAAUUUGAUGUGUGUUGUCUACGUUAGUAUGGUAGUUGUCGAAAUGUUGAGACCAAGGACAUUUCUAUUUAAUUGUAUCUCUAAUGAAGAUUGUGAAUUGUAAAAGACUAUUUUAUAUGAUUCAGACUAUCCAGUUUUUUGCACACUUUUGUCAAUAAAAGCUGAUUUUCUUUUGUAUUACCA
Schistocerca americana (American grasshopper) is the source of this 1007-nucleotide messenger RNA. RefSeq names its product YEATS domain-containing protein 4 (gene Gas41). NCBI's taxonomy places the organism in Eukaryota, Metazoa, Arthropoda, Insecta, Orthoptera, Acrididae. The transcript has 4 exons. Bases 131 to 832 code for a protein of 233 amino acids. Gene Ontology annotation, biological process: regulation of DNA-templated transcription. The record is from RefSeq and is a predicted model, not a curated record.